Molecule: messenger RNA, 3726 nt
Organism: Periophthalmus magnuspinnatus
Lineage: Eukaryota; Metazoa; Chordata; Actinopteri; Gobiiformes; Gobiidae
Product: NLR family CARD domain-containing protein 3-like
Exons: 10
Coding region: 51-3152 (1033 amino acids)
Molecular function (GO): protein binding
Source: RefSeq, a predicted model, not a curated record
AGACGAGUCACCACGAACACGACAGACACAGGAGCGCACAGGGUGUAAACAUGUUUAAUCUAUAUCGGGACCUGAGGAAGAGGGAGCGUGAUGAUGAUGAAGAGCAGGAUGAAGCUGAACUGAAGAGGAAACGUAACAGUUUGGGGAAGAUGGAGUCGACUGGUCCCAGGCCUUUGUCACUGAAGAGUGAUCAUUCUAUGGGUCAUCCUAUGACCUUUCAACGAGAGCCCAAAAGUUUGGGGAAGAUGGAGUCGACUGGUCCCAGGCCUUUGUCAGUGAAGAGUGAUAGUUCUAUGUUUGAGCCUAUGACCUUUCAACCAGAGCCCAAAAGACCCCAGCGUCCAGUUUGUUGCGUUUGUGAAGAGACUUUUGAAGAAGACCCUUUGUAUUUGACCUGUCCACAUGUGGCCUGUCCUCGCUGUGUAAUGGACGACACACAGAUCCACUGCCCUCAGUGUGGCACCGACCACAAACUGACAGGGGACAGUAAACUCUUUGACUUAACUGAGAAACUGAAGAAGGAGAUGCUCAACAGGUUUUCUAUGACGACUGAAGGAACCAGAGAUGAGAGGACUCCCCUGAACCACAUCUACACUUCACUGUCCAUCAACGUUGGCAAGACAGAGGUUGUCCCAGAGCACUACUCCAAACACAUGAUGAUGAAAGAACAGGAUUCUCAAGAAGAAGUCCAAGUCAGUGACCUUUUCCAUAGUUCACCAGUGAAGACCAGAACUAUCCUGACAAACGGCGUGGCCGGAAUCGGAAAAUCUUUUUGUGUCCAAAAGUUCAUUGUGGACUGGGCUGAGGGCGCUUCUAAAAAAGAUACUCCUUUUGUUUUCUGUCUGGCUUUCCGAGAGCUUAAUCUGGUCAAAAAUGACACAAGUCUGCUCCAGCUCCUGACUGACUUCCACCCCGCUCUGAGCAGCAUAGACCCACAGGUCUUAGACUGCACUAAAGUGAUCCUGAUCCUGGAUGGUUUUGAUGAAAGCCGGUUUGACCUGGACUUCAGAAACACAGAGAGAGUCACGUCGCUCCAGGAGGUCACUUCUGUGUCCAGCCUCAUGUUCAACCUGAUCCAGGGAAACCUGCUCCCUAAAGCCCAUCUCUGGAUCACCUCUCGGCCGGCGGCUGCUCAUCAGAUCCCUGGAGAGUUCAUCCACUCAGCCACUGAGAUUCAAGGUUUCAACAACCUCCAAAAGGAAGAAUAUUUCAGGAAGAGGUUCAAGAGCAAACCAGACCUCGCUGACAUGGUGAUUUCUCACGUGAAGUCAUCACAGACGCUGGACUUGUUGUGCCAGAUCCCCAUCUUCUGCUGGAUGUCCUCUGUUUUAUUUGAGGAGGUCUUUGGAGGAGAGGAGCAAACUGGAGCUCCUCAGACCCUCACUGAGAUGAUGGCAGCAUUUGUGUCUAUUCAAACCAAGCGCAGCAGCAGAAAAUAUGACAAGAACCCAGAGAAAGAGAGAACCAAACUUCUAAAAGCUAAAAGAGAGCUCCUCCUUAAAGUCGGCAAACUGGCCUUUAUCCACCUGCUAAAGAACAGCCUGAUCUUUUAUGAAGAAGAUUUACAACAGUGUGGACUCAACCCCAAAAAGGACACAGUCAAAUCUGGGUUUUUCAACUCCAUUCUCCAACAAGAGCAUCUGUUUUUGCAGCAGAAAGUGUAUUUCUUUGUGCAUCUGACCGUACAAGAGUUCUUCGCUGCUCUUUAUGUUUACGACAGCUUUACCAACAACGAACCCUGGGCUCCAGAGCUGAGCACCUUCAUGGGUCUAGAGUCAUCAGAGCUCUCCUCCAGACCCCCAAUGUUUGACCUUCUAAAGAUGGCCGUCGACAAAGUGUUGGAGAGGAACGGUGGUCACUUGUUCCUCUUCCAGCGUUUCCUUUUUGGUCUUGUGCUUGAAUCAAAUCACAGAUUUAUUCCUGGAUUACUGCUCCCUCUAGAGUCAAGUCAAGACACAGUUAAAAAAAUGUUGAGUCAUCUCAAAACCAUUAGACGCAAAACCGUCUCCCCAGACGCCUGCAUCAACCUGUUUCAAACCAUGGUGGAGAUGGGAGACACCAGGAUCAGUGAAGAGAUCCAGGAGUAUUUAAAGUCAGAGGACAGAGCUCGGGUGCAGCUGACUCCUCUGCACUGCUCUGCUCUGGCCUUCACUCUGCUGGUUUCAAAGAGUGUCCUGGAAGAACUCGAGCUAAAGAGCUACAACACGUCAGAGGCAGGACGACAGAGGCUCAUCCCGGCUGUCAGGAGCUGCAGGAAGGCCAACCUGUCGGACUGCAGAGUGACUGAGGCUUUACUGAAGCCUCUCUCUUCAGCUCUGAUGUUUCCACACUCGUCUUUGAGAGCUUUGGAUCUGACCAACAGUGAUCUGGGGGACUCUGGAGUGGAGCUGCUCUGUGAGGGUCUGAGGAGUCCAGCCUGCAGACUCACAAUACUCAGGUUGUCCGGUUGCUUAGUGACAGACAAAGGCUGUGGUUUUCUGGUCUCGGCUCUAAAAUCAAACCCGUCCCAUCUGAAGGAGCUGGACCUCAGUUAUAACCACCUGGAGUCAGGAGGAAGAGCCCUGACCGAACUAAAGAGAGACCCUCAGUUUAAACACCUCCAGUUUGAUGUAUCUAAUGGUGGAAGUCACAGAAUGAUCCCAGGACUGAAGAAAUAUCUGUGUGUCCUCACCUGGGACAAGGCCUGUGCAGGGGUGCAGUUUUCAGAGGAGCAGAGGACAGCGUCCCGCUCUGAGGACGGCCCAGACUCGGUGCUGGUGCGAGGAGCACAGGGGCUGAGCGGUCGCUGUUACUGGGAGAUCGAGGCCUCUGAACCGUUCAACAUCGGAGUGACACACUGGAGCAGAGGGCUGGAGGAGUUUAGGCUGGGACAAAACCAGACGUCCUGGAGUUUUGUUUGCUCUGAAGGGGGCUGCUACGGUUUCCACGACAACAAGAGAUUCCCGGUCUCUGUCCACUGCUCACACGCCGGUCGACUGGCCGUUUAUCUUGACCACACGUCCGGGGUCCUGUCCUUCUACAGAGUCACUGCAGACAGUCAAACACAUCUCUACACUUUCAGAGACACAUUCAAUGAUGUUCUGUUUGCUGCUGCUGAGCUGAAGAUGAAGGGCUUUGCCAAAUUUUACCACGAUCAGAGCAGACAAGAAUAACCUUUAACCUCAGAAAUCAAUGAUUCAAGAGUCGAUGAAGGUGAUCGGUGUAGGGGACAGAGCCACUGUCUCAGCUCCAGUCAGUGCAUGGGACAUUUUUUUUACCCCAUUCUCAUUUAAAAAUGUUCAAAUGGCAAGUGUCAAAAAUUACACUACAAAAAAAACAAAAAAACAUGUGAUAUAACUGACCUAGGUAUGUGGAAUCAAAUGCUCGCUCACAGACGAAUGAAGCCAGUCCCUCGUCAAAGUAAGGAACAUGUUUAUUUCAUGAAGUUUAUAUCAUUUAUCUGUCCUCCUCACAGUCACAUGUAAAAGACGAGGUUUAGUGUCACUAGAUGUUCACUAGAGUUCACAAAACUCAAGUGAACGUGUGCUAGCCGUUAGCUUGAUCUAAAAUAAAAUGUCAAAAGGUUUACACAUUUAGCAAUUACUUUUAACGAGGCUCUGACCUUAGUACCAGCCGACACCCUCUGGAUUAUUAUUAUUAUUUUUGUGGGUUAAUGCUAACGGCUACUAGAAAAAAUGCAGGGACAGGCUCCAGUGUUCCAAAUCUUCCCGGACUAGACGAGUUGCU